Molecule: messenger RNA, 1635 nt
Organism: Aspergillus sclerotioniger CBS 115572
Lineage: Eukaryota; Fungi; Ascomycota; Eurotiomycetes; Eurotiales; Aspergillaceae
Exons: 5
Coding region: 1-1635 (544 amino acids)
Source: RefSeq, a predicted model, not a curated record
AUGGUAUUCAACACUCCUCUUCCGAGGACAGGGCUCGGCAAGAGACCCUUGUCCUCAAUGAAAAGCGAUGGCGCUGGCUGGGAGAAUGCUCCUACCAUGUUACCUCCCUCGCGCACAUCAGUCAACCUACCCUAUGAUCACUAUGCUCUGAUCUACGUGGAUAACAUGGGCAAGCUUAGGGUGGCCGAGUCUCCUUCAAUUCAGAAUCAUCAUGCGACCAUUUUCACUUCCGAAGUGCGCGACAGUUUCCUGGAGAUCCUUGGCGCAAAGAUUGGAUAUCAAAAGCCUACCCUUCAGAGCAUCAACCCAGCUGCGCUGAGCUAUGACCGUUUUGAGGACGCAUCUUGCCACCGUCAGGGAAAGAGGCGUAGACUUCACACCCAGAAUCCAGUUCCGGUCAUCCAGAACCCUCGACCCGAUUUCUCUGCUUCCCCGUCUGGUGCAGGAGCGAACCGAAUUCCGAUUGAGAUUGGUGAUAUUGAUCGAUUGAUUCAGUACUACACCAUCUCCUUCAGACACUUUCAGCAGGUCAACUGUCGCGUUGUUUCAAAGGCAUGGAUCAAGGCCAUUGAGCCGCGCAAGCAAGUGAAGCACCCUUAUAACGGAGGCCGACCUAAGCCCGGAGCGCCCCCCGGUUCCAAAGGUGAUCCAGAAAAGACGAAACCUGAGUGGUGGCCUGCUGGUGUGGUACACAGGGAGCCGGAUCAUCUCAAAAAGGAGGAGAGAGUCGAACUGUUGGUUCAUAUCGUGCGCAAAGUUCAAAGACAUGACAUCAACGCGGACAAGCUUUUGGAUAUCGCCUUUGACUGUCGAAGACAACUGAAAGAACAAGAGAAAUUCGCGAUCAUUGAGGAGAUCUUCAAGGUGCGGAGACUGGAGGAGAGAUACGAACGGGGAGAAGUCGAUGCCUCAACAAUCGUCUAUGUGAUGGACCGAGAGGCGCACCCCAAGGGUGACAAGGAUGCAGACUCAGUCGCGGAGCCUGAGCCAAAGAUUGAGCCGGAAGAGCGAACUGGCCUGGAGGAAGUGGCCAUAACCCCAACCCCCUCAGUGGAGGAGGUGCAUGCGCCAUUCACCCUGGAUCCUGUUGACAUGCCAGUGCCUCGCCAUAUGCCGAUGGGAGGAGAAGGAGAUCAGCUUUUCCCUUUGCCGGAAUCUCUAAGCUUUGGAGAGCCAACGGGGCAAGACAGGUCAUUUUACGCUCAAUCCGGUGAAUAUCACGGUGACUAUUCGAAUGCUCUCGUUGAGACACCCACGACACCUGGAAUGGCCACACCUACUGAGCAACAUUCCUCUUUCGAUUUUCUGACCCAAGCGCCCUUUCCGGAUGCCAGCACCGUGGAACACCGCCCGGCGGCGAUGCCAAUGCAACACUCCGUCAGCCAAUUUGAUACCUGGACGACGCCGUCUUUUAGACAAGAUCUGUUCAGCCCUCUUGGUUACGGGUCCGCGACCAGCCAUGCCAUCCCUCAAUCGCACGUGCACUACCACAUGGGAAUGGGUUCGAAUGUCGAGGAUGACGGCCUUCCUGAUCUGUCUCAUGACCAGGUUCCCACCACAUAUAUGGAACCACCCAGCUCCAGGGGGUCUCUCUUCCGCACUGGGUCCUUGAGUCAUCCACACUUUGCUCACUAG